AUCUAAGGGCAUUUCAAGGUUGUAGGAUCACACCAGUAAAUCUAAACGGUGCUCAAAAACGGCCCAACUGCUGCCCAAAACUUUUCGGUUUCGUCAAUCAUAGGCAAGUGUCCCGCGCCUGGGAUUUCCGCAUAGUCGACUUGGGCAGCCGGUGUCGUGGCUUUCCAUUGGUCUCGCAACGAUUUCAUGCCGGCUCCCACCUUGCCUCCUCCAUCCAAAUCACCUGCGACAAGCAGUGUCUUGACUGAUUGUCCGGAGCGCACCAGCGCCAAGCUCGAACCCAGGAAUGCUCGUGGCUUCGAUCAUAGCCUUGACCGCUUCUCGCCGGGGACCCCGCGAUCCAUCUUUUCCGCACGGCGACGGGAUUGGGAACCAGCGAUCCACCGUCACGGAAGCAAGCGCUGAUAUGCCUUGCGUCUUGGAUAGCGCGACCCGCUCCUGCCACGCAGCAGCAUUGCCCGGAGCAGUGCGAGGCCCGGUGUCACAGGCGAUAGCACUGGAAGUUAGGUCGGGAUACAGGGCACCAAAUGCCAGGGUCGCGGCGCCACCUUGCGAUACACCAAUUACGCUUUUCACUUUCUUGGCAGGAAUGAGUGCGUUGAUAAGCAGGGCGAUGUCGUGCGCGAGAAUGGGGAUCGUGCAGGAAGCCGGGGUGGAGGAACGACCGUGGCCACGCUGAGCAUGAAGCAGAAGGUUGUAAGUUCCCUGGAAGGGCCACGAGGUGCUUCCUUGCGGUGCCAAGAUGUAUGGAACGAACCAGUCCCACAUAGACUCGUCCGUGAGCAAUGAGUUGGCGAAAACAAUCCAAGGGGCAUCGUCGUGAGUAACAAGUGUGACAGCGUGCAGGUGGCCUCCUUCCUUGUCUAUUGCGAUCUUGUGCUGUGCAUGAAUGGAUCAGCAAAGCAUUCAACUUGCGUGGCGGGUCUCCCACCUCUGUGCGAUCGACAGGCCAUGGAACCGCACUGUCAGACAUACCAGCAACAUCGAGAGAGACGAGGAAACGAGAGACCAUGUUGUACGUCGCGACCACCGCAGCGGCCUCGACCAGAAGAUCCUCGACCUGUGACGCCGAGGAGGAUAGGGGCUCAGCUGUUCUUGCAGCUUCGUCGUCACCUCCGCUGGGACACGCACAGAUGCAGUGCUGUGCUCUGCAAAUGCCAGUGCCGCGGCUUGAAAAGGCGACAAUAUGCCGGCAGGAGGUAGAGCAGAAAUAUCCCGGAUGGCCCAGAGUUGGGUCGUCGAGAGCCUAUGCGAACGACCGACGUGUUCGUGAUGAAUCCAUUCAAACGCCGCAUGAUUGAUGGCCGCAACGCGAAGGAUCAUAAGCUCUCGCACGUCCCCCGGAAGAGCGCCUUUGGUGCGGAUCGCUCCGAGCAACGAAUUCCAUCCCUCGGCGACGGGAGGUACAUGGAGCAGAGUGCCGUCCAACGGGAAACACCUGGGACUGGAAAUCUGCCUGGAACGAGACGAGACAUAUGAUGCUUGAUGGCCUUUGAGAUUGACAUUAGGCAGGUUCAUGACGUCAACGAUAUCGAGCUUGCCAUUAUCAUUCGACUAUCUCGCUCUGAUACCCUUCGCAUACCCUUUGCAAGUUUUCCGAAGCUUCAGACUUGAACCAUCAUUCUGUAGAUCAUGACCAUUCUAGCGAUCUACAAUCCUGCUGCAGGAGCCGGCACGGCGAAGAGCUUUUUCGAGGACCAUGUCCUACCUUUACUCGCAAGCCACGGAAAGACAGUUGAUAAGGUCGUCGGAACAGAACACCCUGGUCAUGCGGGAGAGAUUCUCGUCGAUUUCAUACGCGCUCAUGAUGGGACGUGGUGGGCGGACUCGAAACACAGAGUUGUCCUGGUUUUGAUUCCUCUUGGAACGGCCAAUGCACUGUUUUCGAGUUUCUUCCCACCCCAGUCCAACGCCGAUGGGUCCAGCCUGGAUUAUCGACUCCAAUCUCUGCAUGCAUUCAUUGCUGGCUCCGUGCCGAUCCCUUUGAAUUUGGCUAUCACAACGCUUUCGUCUCCGCCUGCAGCUCGUAAAGCUCCGCAAGCACGCAUUUCUGCGGUUGUAGUUUCAACAUCACUUCAUGCAGCGAUUCUGCGCGACUCGGAGGAGCUUCGGGCUGAAAUGCCUGGAAUUGAAAGGUUCAAGGUGUGGAUUGGUCGCUGCACAGAAAAACUGUCCGAUUUGGUAUCAGAGUUCCGUGAAACUUCUGCCUGCACCGGGGCCGACGUCGUCCAAAUCUAUGACCCUGAAGUCAAAUCUUUCGUCGCUCACCCAGAGUCCGAUCCUGAUGACGACACUAUUGUUGAAAUGGAAGGUCCAUUCUCCUACUUUCUGGCCACAGUGAAUGUCGGCACGUAUUUUCUUCAUGCCCUGCCAUCUGCAACUCAUGUUUUGUCAGAUCGACUGGAGCCUGCGUUCAUGAUCACGCCUUUGGCGUCCAAAAUCCCAGCGUCUGAGGCCGUCUGUGACGUGGUCAUCCUUCGACCUAUGCGGUCUCCAGUGUUUUCCGCAGAUACCCCAGAAGCUCGAGCUGCCUUCGUUUCGAUUCUUGGGCCGGUCUUCGGUGGAGCAUACCAAGGCGGCUCUCACAUUGAUCUGAGAUACAACGAGAAAGGGGAAGCCACUAUCGAGGGAGAUGGCCCAACUGUCAUCGAAUACAUUCGAUGUGGUGGAUGGGAAUGGUUCCGGUUAGUCCACCCAACACAGCCACGCUUGGAUGACGAGCUCAGCCCCUUCCAGGAUGAUCAUGACGAAGAUGCCCACCUCCUCUGUACCGAUGGUGCUCUCUCGACCAUCGAAAAGGAAGGAAGGGCGGUCUGCUCGGCGGUG
This is a messenger RNA of Mycena citricolor, 2826 nucleotides long. Lineage: Eukaryota; Fungi; Basidiomycota; Agaricomycetes; Agaricales; Mycenaceae. The record is from the annotation of a GenBank genome assembly.